GGAUGGGCUGCCUACUCACAGUCCGACCUAAAACUACCAUCUAAAUAUCUUCAUUUAAAACAGCUUGCGCUGGUAUUAAAGGAAUCUACGGCGACGACUGGAUGUUUUACAUCACUGAUGCGUGAGGACAUGUCGAGUUUGGUGUGUGUGAAGGAUGUGGAGGGGCAGGGAGACCCUGCAGACAAGCUGUCCCAAGAUGAGAUGCUGUGUCGGACACGUGAGGUAAUGCAGGGCCUGGAGGCUUUGCGGGCUGAGCACCAAGCCAUCCUGGAGGGGCUGAUGGGAACGCUGCGCUGCCUCAAACAGACCCAGGAGGGUCGCGGUGUGGAAGAGAAGACUGUGAUGAUUCAGCGCUCUCUGGAAAUGAUUGAGCUCGGGCUCAGUGAAGCACAGGUAAUGAUGGCUCUUUCAGGACACCUCAGUGCAGUGGAGGCUGAGAAACAGAAGCUGCGGGCACAGGUGCGACGGCUCUGCCAGGAGAACCAGUGGCUGCGGGAUGAGCUGGCAGGCACACAGCAGCGGCUGCAGAAAAGUGAGCAAAGUGUUGCCCAGCUGGAGGAGGAAAAGAAGCACCUGGAGUUCAUGAAUCAGCUUAAAAAAUACGACCAGGAUCUCAGCCCAACAGACGACAGAGACUCUGACUCCAGCAGGGAGACUCUGGAUGAUCUGUUCCCUGAUGAUCCGGAUGAGCCGGGAGCUGGCAUUCAGCCUGCGCACAGCAGUGCAGUAGCAGCAGCACAGCAGGGUGGCUAUGAGAUUCCAGCCAGACUUAGAACCCUGCACAACCUUGUGAUCCAGUACGCCUCUCAGGGUCGGUAUGAGGUGGCUGUGCCGCUGUGUAAACAGGCUCUGGAGGACCUGGAGAAAACCUCAGGCCACGACCAUCCUGACGUCGCUACCAUGCUUAACAUCCUAGCUCUCGUCUACAGAGACCAGAAUAAAUACAAAGAGGCUGCAAAUCUUCUGAAUGAUGCACUUGCUAUUAGAGAGAAGACACUGGGAAAAGACCACCCUGCGGUGGCAGCUACAUUAAAUAAUUUGGCAGUUCUAUAUGGUAAGCGUGGGAAGUACAAGGAGGCAGAACCACUAUGCAAAAGGGCACUGGAGAUCAGAGAAAAGGUGCUGGGAAAGGGCCACCCAGACGUGGCAAAGCAGUUGAAUAACCUAGCCUUGCUGUGUCAGAACCAGGGCAAAUACGAGGAGGUAGAGUAUUAUUACCAGAGGGCCCUGGACAUCUACCAGACCAAGCUUGGCCCUGAUGACCCCAAUGUAGCAAAGACCAAAAACAAUCUGGCCUCAUGUUAUCUGAAGCAGGGAAAGUUUAAGCAAGCAGAGACUCUGUACAAAGAGAUCCUUACACGAGCUCAUGAGAGGGAGUUUGGUUCUGUAGAUGAUGAGAACAAACCCAUCUGGAUGCAUGCAGAGGAGAGAGAGGAACAGAGCAAGGGGAAACCGAAGGAUGGCUCUCCAUUCGGGGAGUAUGGUGGCUGGUACAAGGCCUGCAAAGUUGACAGCCCCACUGUGACAACAACACUGAAGAACCUGGGAGCUUUGUAUAGACGGCAGGGCAAGUUUGAGGCAGCUGGGACACUGGAAGAGGCUGCUAUGCGUUCCCGAAAACAGGGUUUGGAUUCAACCCAAAAGCAGCGUGUGGCAGAGGUUCUGGGGGAUCCGGAGGUUCGGGAGAAGCAGCGCAGCAGAGAGAGUUUAAACUCUGACACAGUGAAGUACGAGAGCGGUCCUGACGGAGAGCAAGAAGUGAGUAUGAGCGUGGAGUGGAAUGGGGAUGGCUCGGGCUCAUUAAAACGCAGUGGCUCCUUCAGUAAACUCAGAGCAUCGAUCCGCCGCAGCAGUGAAAAACUAGUUCGCAAACUCAAAGGAGGCAGCUCACGAGAAAACGAACCCAAGAACCCUGGUGUGCUUGCAUGUGGCUCUCUUGGAAGCAGCAUGAAGAGGGCCAGCUCUCUCGGGGUUCUCAACGAUCCAGACAAACCUGUGGGAGAACUCUUCAAAGAACGAAAUAAUCGUCUGAGGAAAAGUCGGGACCUAAGCGCCAGCCAUACAGACCUGGCACAUUAAAGCUCAGCACUGCACACCCAGAAGGAGAGAAGAUGUUACUGUCAGGUCAUUGGAUGGGCACAGUCACUGCACCUUUUGCCCAGCAAACAUAUAGACACCAUUUACAUUUACCCUUCAUGUUCUUACUUUUUUAUUUUAAAAUUUCAAAAGGUUAAAAAUCACCCAUUUUAUGAACAGCUGUUAAAUGUGUUUAGCUAACAGUCCUGCAUCCUCAACCUAAAGAUGGAUAGUAAAAUGCAGUUUGAUCUGUCUAGCUGCUAAUUAAAGGAUUGAAGAACAUUUGAUGCACUCCUAAACCAAUAAUAAAGGUUUUAUUACAGUUAGUAUUCUGUACUUUAUUAGUUCUAGAUGUCACUAUCUAGUCUGUGUGUGUUUUAAUGAAGAAAACUGUAACAUUUAGACUGAUUUGGCUGCCUGUCUACAGGUGUGGAAAGUCAGGGAGGUUAGUAAUUUUUAGUUGAACAUUUUUAAUAAGUUCUCCUUGCAUUCCAGGAACCGACUAUAAAAUGUAUGUUAGAGGUAAAAAUGGACUUGUUUGUUUAGUGAUUCUGGUUGCCACAAACAGAGGUAAGCAACAAAAUCCAACCAGUAAAUAUUGGGUGGCAUGCCAUAUGCCUGUUAUGUUUAAAUGUGUUAAUGCCGUGGUCCCCAACCACCGGGCCGCGGACUGGUACCGGUCCGUGGGUCAUUUAUUACCGGGCCGCACAGAAAGAAUAAAAAAAUUAGAGAUUGCUACAUCAGCAAUGAAAACACUAUUUUUUUUAUGGGUGUUAUUGUCUCCAGUCACCCCUAAGUGGGAGCAGUGUCUCGUUGCAGCGAAAAAAAGCUCAUUUGUUAGUAGUACAGUUAUUCUAUUUUGGUGUACUUAAAAUUAGUUGGAAGGAAACGUUUACAUUCUUCAUCUGUUACAAAAAUUACAUUUGUUUUGUCUGUUACAUUUUUAAUUAUAAACUUGUACAAGCUGAUGUAGAUGAGCUGUUAGCUUGUACAUGAGCCAUUUAGAGCAAAUCAAAAUUAAGAUGAAAAAAACGAAACAGCUAGAGGGGAGAACUAUGAUUGGGGGCCAACAGAUGGCAAUUAGCCACCUUUUGAGUUCUUCAAAAUUACCCCAAACAAGCCGCUCAGGAGGCACACCAGAGCUGACAUUUUGAACUCGUCGGUUCAGAACGGCUACGUGAACAACGAUUGGCUGUUGUUCAUACAAGGUGGGAAGCCGAAUAGGGACUCCUCAUAACUGCAAUUACAACCUCUGCUGGCUGGUUGUUGGAACCUGCACAGAGACGAAGAAUAAUGCGUUAAUCAGGGUGUGGCUCUCCGUACACAAAGCUGAUCCACAAAUAAACUUGCCUUAUGGAGGUGAAAAGAUGAAAAGAUGGGGUCAGUAUUGCUUUCCUUAAUCAGAAGUGGAGAUCAGCAUCAGUAGAGAGGAAGCAUAAUGCAAUCGGGUAAUUGGAUACAAGUAAAUUGGGAGGAAAAUUGGUAAAAAUGCAAAAAAAAUUUGGUCCUGGGUAAGCAGUAAGUCCAGCCCAUUCAUGCUUUAAGAGUGUCUUGAUGUACAUGUUGUUGAGUUAUGUUACUUUUUACAGUUACAUUGUUUAAAAGGAUCCCAGUUUUUAAUAAGAAAGUGUGAAUUCUUCUCUAAAACCAGAGACCAGAUUCAACUCCACAAAAUUACUAUACAUGAUAAUGUCUGAGAAAAUAAGUAAACUGUGUGCAGGUUUUUUUUUUAAUCAACUGUUUAUUUUUCUGCAUCGGGCUGCAUUAUGACAAAGUGCAAUAUUGUAGUUGCUCUGUGUGUUGGUUCUUGUUUGACUUGUAUAAUAUAUUGUGCUGACAAAAGCUGCUUGGUUUGGUGUCUGUGUUAGUAAAAUUAAGAUUAAAUUAUCUGUCUUGUACAUAUCUGAUAUAUCCUGCCACCUGUGUCGAGUUAUUGCUGUAUGUGUGCAUGUUAUACAUCUGUAUUAGUAUUUCUUUUUGCUUGUAUUUUAAGUGUGUUCACAGUAUAAUGUAAAUAUCAUUUUUGGGGGGGUUGACUAGACAUCUCAGUGGCUUUUCUGUCAUGGACAAUUGUGUGGAAGUUUAUAUGUACAUAUGCAAAUAAAAACUAAAUGACAGAAAAUA
Messenger RNA from Trichomycterus rosablanca, 4200 nucleotides. It is a transcript of the gene klc1a, whose product is annotated as kinesin light chain 1a. Lineage: Eukaryota; Metazoa; Chordata; Actinopteri; Siluriformes; Trichomycteridae. The record is from RefSeq and is a predicted model, not a curated record. The coding region runs from base 118 to 2079 and encodes 653 amino acids. Gene Ontology annotation, cellular component: cytoplasm; kinesin complex. Gene Ontology annotation, biological process: microtubule-based movement. Gene Ontology annotation, molecular function: kinesin binding. The transcript has 17 exons.